ACCAACUUCAAAGCGAGUCGGUCACUUAUAGAUCAACCAAAGCCCAACAUCAGAACCCCUUUGCGAAAAGAACACCAAUGGAGAGGCGCAUGAUAUCCUUUCGAUCAAGAAUCUCAUAUUCGGAGCGCGACGAUGUCUUCAUCACAAUCAGAGACGGAGACGCUCCUACCGUCUGAGGUCUUUUCCCACCACCUCGACUCGGCAGACCAGGACAGGCCUGUCAAAGUCGACGACUUCAAGAGGAACGUCAAGAUCUGCAAGGCUGCUCUCGGCUUGGUUCUCCCUGUGACGUUGGGUCUGGAGAUAUGGAACUUGGUCUUGUCGUCCAGAGAGCUCGCUGGGCUGGAGACGAGUGACCGGGCCAUCAAGGCUGCGAUAGCGGGGCAGGUAUGGAUUGAUGGCCUGGGGACGGCAGCUAUUACUUGCUUGGCCCUCUUAUACGUUCCAGCCCUCUUCAAAACCAUCACCAUCCGAACCCUCAGCCUCACUCCCGAAAUCCAACACGCAUCCCUCCACCGCGCUCUCUGCCAGCUCGGCUUCAUCAGCACCUUAUUCCUCAUCGGCCUCCAUGCCGUACCCGGUAUCGCAUACACCAUCAUCACCCACCUCCCCUCUCCCACCCUCUCUGCAACCCAUGGUACGUUACUCCGGCAUCUGCGUACCGCUGCGCUUGUAACUACGCUUCUGGCUGUAGGCCUCAUGCGCAGAGGACCGAAGCUUUACUUUCCCCCGCCUCGCUUGGGGACGGGAUUCGGGCUGAGUAACGAAAAGGAGGAGAAGGAGGACGAAGCGGGGGAAGAUGAGAGGGUGGUGAUCAAGUUGACACCAGCGGCGGAGGAGGCGGACCCUUUGGCGUCUGCGGUCACUAUAGGCCAGCAGCAGUAUGCGAUCCCUUCAGAGCCAGAGAGUAAUGUCUUUGAUUAUGACAAUUCGGCUAUGCUUGUCUUUGUCGUGAUUGGUUAUAUGGCCCCGCUCGCGGUUCGCUCGGCCUAUGUCGACAGUCUGCAGCAAUCUGAUCUCCCGCUGCUUGAGGAUAGGACACGCAACAGCGGGAUCGAUGAUUCAGUCUUUAGCGCGGAUCGUAAAGAUGAAGCGUUCAUCCCGGAGAACAAGAUAGGGAGUUGGCAGCUGGUCAAGCUCUUAUGGGCAGGCAAGGGCUGGACCGUGUUCACCUCGUUUGCUUUGGAAACGACAAGAAACUUGAUCAGCUUCAUCCAAAUCGCGGCUUUGCACGAGAUCAUCGACUCUUUCAAUCAGCCCGCCGGGUCUGAUAAGAGUUAUGCGUAUCUGAUGUGUUGGGCUUUGUUCUUUGGGCAAGUGGUCAAUGUACUGCUCUCUGCGUACUGUUGCGUGAGAGAGAAUUACAUGCUGCACGUACCCGUCCGGAUGUCUCUCAGUUCAAUGAUCCUCGCCAAAAUCCUCCGAACCACCGAUGCCAAAGCCCUCGAAGCCCACAACGUCGACGCCGACGACAAAACCCAAGACAACCGCGGCCGAAGUCAGGUCAUGAACUUGCUUUCUAUAGAUGCCAAUACUGUUGCUUCUUUGGCCACUCGUCUUUGGGAUUUCGCUAAUGGGAUGACUACUUUGGUUAUCGGUACGGGAAUGCUCUACAAACUGUUCGGCGUUAGUGCAUUUGCGGGUAUCGUAUGCGUCCCUCUAUCGACCCCGCUUUCAUGGCUGGUUUCAAAGUUGAUCUAUAAGUGUGAUAAAGAAUGGAUGCGAGCUAGAGAUGCUCGUACCGGCGCUCUGAAAGAGUUCCUUCUCGGUAUCAAAGUGAUCAAACUUAACGCUUGGGAGCCUUAUUUCGGUGCGCGUGUUGCCAAACUACGAGCACACGAAGUCAAAUGGCAGAGGUGGAGGUUCACUCUCGGUACCGCUUUCAACGUUCUAGCAGAACAGCUUCCUGUCCUCUCUCUUCUGAUUACUUUUUGGUUCCAUACGAAGGUCAUGGGAAACUCUUUGGAUGCUGCUACUGCAUUCGUCGCCUUGAGCAUCUUUGGUCGUGUAAAGGACGGCCUCCAAGCCUUCCCCCAAGUCCUCCAAAACAUCCUCACAAGCAGAGUCUGUCUCGGCCGUCUCUCGCGCUUCCUCAGCCAGCCCGAAAUCGAUGCUGACAGAUGGCAAAACGCUUCUCGCCGUAUCUCGGCCCACGGCGCUACUAUCACUUGGCCGGCGGCUGAUGGUGUCCAGGUGGAGGAGAGUGGGAGGUUCAAGUUGAGGGAUGUGAAUUUGAGGGUGCCGGAGGGAAAGUUGAGUGUUUUGUGUGGGCCGCUUGGGGCUGGUAAAACGUUGUUGUUGAGAGCUUUCUUGGGCGAGGCCAAAGUAGAGGCCGGUACCGUCUUUGCACCUCGGUCACUCCCCGACGCCACUCCCGUCCUCUCUGAGGAAGAUUCUACCUGCAUUCAAUGGACUACCGAAAUGUGGCUCAACGACUCUGUCGCGUAUGCCCCCCAGCAAAGCUUCAUCCGACAUGGUACCAUCAGAGACAAUAUUCUGUUUGGUCAGCCGAUGUGGGAGGAGAGAUAUAGAGAGGCUAUGGGGCAGGCGGCGCUGAUGGCGGAUCUGGAGAUGUUUGAUUAUGGCGACUUGACGGAGGUUGGCGAGAAUGGUGUAACCUUGAGUGGUGGCCAGAAAGCCCGAGUGAAUCUCGCUCGCUGCCUCUAUUCUCGAGCUUCCACAAUCUACCUCGACGACAUCCUCUCCGCCGUCGACGCGCAUACAGCUCAGUAUAUCUUUGCCGAGUGUCUUCAAGGUCAUCUACUUGAGAAUCGUACCACUAUCCUCGUCACUCACCACGUCCGACUCGUUCUCCCCGCUGCCGCAUACAUUAUCUCCCUCACCAAAGACGGCAAGGUAGACCAAGCCUGUUCAACCUCGGAUGCGAAACUCGGAGAGCUAGAGCUAGAUGAGACACAUACAUCCCCUAGCAACGACGAAAGUCUAGAUACUCGUUCCAACCCUCAGCGUAGACUGUCCGUCAAACAAUCAGACAAACAGGCCCGACCACAAGACGUUUCUAAGAUCCCCCGAGCCUCUCGCCAGCUCUACCGAGAGGAGCACCGAGAGGUCGGUCGCGUCUCUCGAAACCACUACUUCCUCAUCUUCCGCGCCGCUGGUGGUAAGCGCUACUGGACGUCCCUCUUCCUCAUCUUCGGAGGCCUCAGGGCCAUCACCAUCUGCAGGAGCUUUUGGCUUGAGCACUGGUCUGCUGAUCCUUCGCCCGAACACCUGAAUUACAAUCUCGCUAUCUACACCAUCAUCGUCUUUUUCAGUAUAUCCGUUGGCGCUUUCAGGUGGAUCUGGUUGUACGGGGUCAAGAAUGUUGGGUUCUACUCGAGAGGUAGUAGGCUCAUUCAUGAUGUGGUCAUGGAGAGCUUGUUCUCGGCGUCGUUGCAAUUCUUCGAAACGACUCCUCAGGGGAGGAUUUUGAAUGUGUUUGGGCAAGAUAUCUGGAGAUUGGACUGCAAUUCGGCGGAUGAUUUCGGCCGUACUCUAAUGGAUGGCCUUGCAAUCGUUACUGCCGCAGGUAUCGUCUUCUUCAAAGCUCCCGCGGUAGCUCUGAUAGCUCUUAUCUUCGGCAUACCUCUCUACUGGGUCAGCGGCCAUGUCAACAAAUUGCGAUCUGAUAUCCGACGCCUUACUGCCACGGCCUCCUCCCCCCUAUACUCGCUAUACAACGAGGCUAUUGAUGGUGUCGUGAUGGUUCGGGCGUUCGGGCAAAACAAGCUACUGAUGGCCACUAUGAAGACACUGAACAACAGGGAGAGGGUGGCGUGGGUGGCGAACUGGGUUGCCUAUCAGUGGGUGAGCGCUAUGGUCAGGUCGGUGACGAGUGUUGUCAUCACUGCUACUGGCUUCUUGCUGGUAGGGCAGAACAUCUCUGCCUCUCAAGCAGGUUUGAUAUUGAGUUUUGCCUCGCUCGUGUCUUCCGGGCUAUUCAACCUGAUGGAACGGUAUUCUCAGUUGGAGCAGACGUUUGUCAGCGCUGAGCGAGUCAACUACUACAUCAACAUGCCUGAUCACGAAACAGAAGAAGGAGCCAUGCCGCCGAAAGAAUGGCCCACAAGUGGAAAGAUCGAGGUACAGGAUCUCAGUGUGCGAUACGCCUCCGACCUUCCCACAGUCCUCAACAACAUUUCGUUUUCUAUUGAGCCCGGACAUCGAGUGGGUCUCGUAGGGGCGACAGGCUCCGGCAAGUCUACUUUGGCCCUGGCCUUGUUCAGAGCUGUUGGCGAGCAAGAAGGCCGGAUCCUCAUCGAUGGUGUUGAUACUUCCACUGUCUUGUUACCGGAGUUGAGAAAGAGGCUAAACAUGGUCGCUCAAGAUGGGAUCCUGUGUUCUGGAAGCUUGAGGGAGUCAUUGGACGUGACUGGUCAACGAACCGAUUCCGAAAUUUACGAGGCUCUUCGCAAAGUCCACCUCAUUUCUGGGGAUAUGACCGAAGCGGAGACCCAGGAGAACCCCUUCGCUGACCUCGACACCUAUGUCGCCAUUGAAGGAGCAAACUUUAGUCAAGGUCAACGUCAAUUGCUUUGUCUCGCACGAGCGUUACUGAAGGACUCCAAAAUCUUGGUCAUGGACGAAGCCACGUCCUCGGUUGACUUUGCGACGGAUGCCAAGAUCACGGCCACAAUCAAGGAAUGUUUCUCCGGCAUUACGAUGCUCGUCAUCGCCCAUCGUCUUGCGACGGUCAUGAGCUAUGACCGUAUCCUCGUUCUCGACAAGGGUCAAAUCGUGGAAGCAGGCAAGCCCGAAGAUCUUAUUCGCAAUCAUACAUCACGAUUCUAUGGCCUCUGUAUGGCCCAAGGAAUCGAGGAGUACAACUCACUGUUGGCCAUGGUGUCCGGGGAAGAGCUGAAUUAGUGCUCGUCCGAUCAUGCACCCCGUUCUAUCUAGAUUGUAGAAAUACUGUAGAGUUUAUACGUAGACGAUGUAACACAGCUGUCAUGUUUUGAUAGA
Molecule: messenger RNA, 4962 nt
Organism: Cryptococcus amylolentus CBS 6039
Lineage: Eukaryota; Fungi; Basidiomycota; Tremellomycetes; Tremellales; Cryptococcaceae
Exons: 28
Coding region: 133-4866 (1577 amino acids)
Biological process (GO): transmembrane transport
Cellular component (GO): fungal-type vacuole membrane; fungal-type vacuole
Molecular function (GO): ATP binding; ABC-type peptide transporter activity; ATP hydrolysis activity
Source: RefSeq, a predicted model, not a curated record